UUUUUUGCUUGAGUUUAUAGUAUCACUAUAUAUAUUAUGGAAUAGUACAUCAAACUACAUAAACUCCCCUCUCCCGGCAAUGGAGAUGAAAAAGAUACUUGUAACAGGUUCAUCAGGUUUCUUAGGUGGUAAACUCUGCCACGCCUUACUCAACCAUGGCUACUCAGUCCGAGGUUUUGACCGCCAAACCACCAACCUCUCUUCCCUCCACGCUGCCCACUUCGAAUUCUACUUUGGCGACAUUACUGACUUCUCCUCCCUACUCGCUGCCGUCUCCGGUUGUGACUUAGUAAUCCACUCCGCCGCACUCGUCGAGCCUUGGCUUCCUGAUCCUUCUCGUUUCUUCACCGUUAAUGUCGGUGGAUUGAAGAACGUGAUUCAAGCUUGUAAAGAAAGUAACUCGAUACAGAAGAUCGUCUAUACGUCGUCGUUUUUUGCUCUUGGACCUACUGAUGGUGGUGUCAUUGCUGACGAGAAUCAGGUACACCAUGAGAAGUUCUUUUGUACGGAGUAUGAGAGGUCGAAAGUUGCAGCUGAUAAGAUAGCAUUACAGGCUGCAUCAGAGGGGGUUCCCAUUGUGGCGGUCUAUCCAGGAGUUAUGUAUGGUUCUGGCAAGCUUACGACUGGAAAUAUUGUAGCUAAAUUGGUGAGUGAGGAUGUUAAAGAUAGUGAAAUGAUAAAAUCUUUACACGUGAUUAAAUUUUGGGUAUCACUUCAUCAUUAGAUAUUUGUUUUUGCUAACGCGUCAUUGAUUAUCUUAAGGUCAUAUCAGAUAAUAAGUACUAGGAAGAGUAGGAACACGUAAAAUAGGUUCUUGUAAUAUAGGAAGAGUACAGUCAUAUAGUAUGUCUGAAAAUUCUUCCUCGUUUUCUAUUGUGAAAAAUUUAGGGGGAAAGAGAUAUAAGAUAGAAAACA
Molecule: messenger RNA, 915 nt
Organism: Chenopodium quinoa (quinoa)
Lineage: Eukaryota; Viridiplantae; Streptophyta; Magnoliopsida; Caryophyllales; Amaranthaceae
Product: putative dihydroflavonol 4-reductase
Exons: 3
Coding region: 80-724 (214 amino acids)
Source: RefSeq, a predicted model, not a curated record